AUGGAUACUGAGGUCAAAGAAGGAGCAAUCUCCAUCCUUUCACCAGACGGAAAGACAUGGAAAAAGAGACAUUGUUCGCUAAAGAACAGAAUCCUUUACAUUUAUGAGUCAAAGCCUAAAACAGCAGAGUCUGAUAAGAUACUUCACUUUAUUCCAUUGGCUAGAUGUGGAGCCAUCACAACCACUGCCAAGGGACCAAAUGGCAAGGCAAAUUGCUACAAGGUAUCACAUCAGUUUGAUGAAUCAAUCAUGUAUUGGUUCUCCUCAGAGACUGAGGAUCAAAUGAAGGACUGGGUAAACAGUCUACAGGUGUGCUGCGCAGUGCAGAAGGAGGAGGUCGUAGAGGCUGUUCGCGGCCGCUCCAAGAGCAUUGCGUUCAAGCCCGGCGCACUCCAGAUCGCAGGCAUCUCAGACUUUGCCGGAUGGCUCAAGAAGCAGUCGGCAACCAGCCUCGGAAAGAAGGUGUGGAAGAAGCGUUGGUUCGUCCUCAAGGACAUGGUACUAUACUAUUAUGAGGGACCAGAGUCCAAGCUCAAGGGCAAGAUCUCCAUCCCCAACUGGAACGUCGAGGUCGACAAUGCGUUGGCAGGAUCAUUCUGUUUCAAAUUGUCACAUGGAGCCAACUCGCUUGUUCUGCAGGCAGAGAGUGAGGAGGAUCGCGAGAAGUGGAUUAGCACCAUAAAGGAGAACAACAAGGCGCUCACACAGAAGCCAGAGACAUCGGCCACUGCUGCCGCCACCGCCAGCGCUCCACACACUGGAAGCAGCCCACAAAAGGCUACCAAUGACAGAUUGGAGAAGCUUAAGGUUUGGCUCUCCUCAGUGUCUACAUUGGAAAUCCAGGAGCCAGGCCAGUUCCUGUUCAACAGCUCAUUCCUCGUCAACCUUUUGGAGAAGCUUGGACUGCGCCUUUCCCUUCCCGACAAGACCGAGUCUGUUGAGAACUUCACCUAUAUCCUCAAGGAGUUGACAACCUUUGGAGUCAACAUCGAUUCUUCAAUCUCAGCACAAGACUUCAUCCUUAUGAACUCAAUCAAUAUUAUACAGUUUGGAUAUGCUUUAUAUGACCAUUUCAAUGCUAAUGGAGCCAAUGGAUCGACUGCUGGAAGCAUUAAGGGAUCAUCAUCGACAUCUAGCAUUGCCACCAACAAGACAGAGUUGAACGAUUCGAACAACACCAAUCCAGCGCCCGCAGUUGUUGCCGUACAGACGACACCGACCAAGAAGGAAGAGAUGGUCAUCGGCGUCUCUGUGCCAACUGACGACACCGAGUCUGAGCUGCACGACCUUAUCAUGACGACGACCGAGUCGUCCAAGACUCUGUCUGCACAGAUCCACAGUGCUCCAACCACACCCGCCAAAUCCAUGCUGUCACCACUCAAGGGUAACAACGGCGUCGCCAACGGCAUGUCGCCACACCGUCCAGGCCUGAAGAUCCAGGAGACCCAGGACAUCAACGACGAGUUUGACAAGAUGUUCUCAUCGUUCGCCACCAACCUCAAGAAGUGCGGUUUCUGCAGUGAGCCAAUCACUGGCGAGUCGAUCCAGGCCGUCGGCAAGCACUGGCACUCACACCAUCUGCUCUGCUGCGCCUGUGGCAAGCACUUGAUCGCACUGGAGGAUGUUCCCUAUGUCGAGCGUAACGGUAACAUCUACUGCAAGGAGGACCAUGACAAGACAUUCAAGGAGAGCAACUGCACCAAGUGUAACAAGUCGCUGGUGUUGACCUUUGCCUACAAGGGUGCCCUGCUGUGCAAGGAUCACUAUGCAUUGGAGACUGAGGAUUUGAUCUGCCAAGGCUGCGAGAAGCCACUGGGUGAGCUGCCCUACUACGCCAUCGAGGGCAAGAAGUGGCAUCAUGCACACUUCAAGUGCACCUACUGCAAGUGCGCAUUGAAUCCAAAUGACUUUGCUGUCAAGAACAAGCAGCCCUAUUGUAAAUCAUGUAACAUCUCUCUGUUCUAG
Messenger RNA from Acytostelium subglobosum LB1, 1965 nucleotides. RefSeq lists its product as hypothetical. The transcript has 3 exons. The coding region runs from base 1 to 1965 and encodes 654 amino acids. NCBI's taxonomy places the organism in Eukaryota, Evosea, Eumycetozoa, Acytosteliales, Acytosteliaceae. The record is from RefSeq and is a predicted model, not a curated record.